AUGUCGCGCCAUGCGGAGAGAUACCCUACGACAUCGGCAGGGAACCGCCAUAUUGAAUUCCUUGAGCGUGCUAAGUCCCUCGGGUUACCACUGAACGGAUCCCUGGCAUUUCUCAACCACUGGAGCUACUUCACCGACAACCCCUCCCGAGAUUUCGGACAGUUGACCAGCACCGGCCCCUACGCGGGUACGUUGAAUGCAUUUACGACAGGAGUCCGAUUCCGAACACGAUACCAUGACCUCCUACCAAGCGAUACAAAGGUCCGACUAUGGGCCAGCGAUUCCCAACGCGUCAUCGACACGGCGCGCCAUUUCGCCUCUGGGCUCUUCGGCCUUGACUGGGAGAGUUCAGGCCGGGCAGAACUAGACAUUAUCCCCGAGACUUUCGAACGAGGCGCAGAUACCCUCACACCAGGUGAUACUUGCCACAAAUACCUCGAAGAUAUCACACACGGCCAUGACUAUGGAGCGAAAAUGCUUGCAUAUUUCCAAGAUACAUACAUUCCAGUUAUCGCACAGCGGUUUCUUGAACAGAAUCCUGCUCUGGGUGAGCUUAGUAAUAUGGAAGUCUAUGGGAUGCAGGAGAUGUGCGGAUUUGAGAUUAUGGUUCGCGGGUCGAGUCCGUGGUGCGAUCUAUUUACGAAGGAAGACUGGAAGAACUUUGAGUAUGCUCGAGAUGUCAUCCACUAUUAUCGCGCUGGACCUGGAAAUGUCUACGCUGGUACGAUGGGUUGGUUGUGGUUGAACGCGACAACCACCCUACUUCGGGCUGGUCCUGAAGCAGGGCCUUUAUUUUUGAGCUUGUGA
Messenger RNA from Penicillium argentinense, 807 nucleotides. RefSeq lists its product as uncharacterized. Gene Ontology annotation, molecular function: acid phosphatase activity. The record is from RefSeq and is a predicted model, not a curated record. NCBI's taxonomy places the organism in Eukaryota, Fungi, Ascomycota, Eurotiomycetes, Eurotiales, Aspergillaceae. The transcript has 2 exons. Gene Ontology annotation, cellular component: fungal-type cell wall. Bases 1 to 807 code for a protein of 268 amino acids.